AUGGAUAUUUCAUUAGACAGGAAGACAUGCACGGCCAUUGACAAAGGAAUAGCAGGAAAGUUUGAGCAAAUAUCUAUUGUGCUCAAAGAAUCUGGCCUUUACAUACAGGCGGUUGACAAGUCAAAAAGCAUUGUUGUUGACCAUUACAUAGACAGAAUGGUUUUAGACCCAUACACAGCAGAGAGCGAGGGCACGACUAUUCCAUACACUAAAUUUCUCUUGAAAGGCAUGGAGAGGCUAACAAUAGCAAGAAAAGGCGAGCUUCUAAAGAUGACAUGGGCAGGAGAAGGCAUUUUCUUAGAAAAACACCGUACACGCUUGAUUUCGAGUGGACUGAGGUAG
Nematocida parisii ERTm1 is the source of this 342-nucleotide messenger RNA. RefSeq lists its product as uncharacterized. The transcript has a single exon. Bases 1 to 342 code for a protein of 113 amino acids. The record is from RefSeq and is a predicted model, not a curated record. NCBI's taxonomy places the organism in Eukaryota, Fungi, Microsporidia.